Molecule: messenger RNA, 1275 nt
Organism: Aegilops tauschii subsp. strangulata
Lineage: Eukaryota; Viridiplantae; Streptophyta; Magnoliopsida; Poales; Poaceae
Source: RefSeq, a predicted model, not a curated record
AUGCAAGAGGAGUUCGACGCCCUGCAGUGCACCCGCACAUGGCAGCUUGUUCCGCGACCCCCUCGUGCCAACAUCAUCACUGGCAAGUGGGUGUUUCCCCACAAGACCCGCCCGGACGGUUCUCUCGAGCGCUACAAGGCUCGUUGGGUGGUUCAUGGAUUUCGGCAGCAUGCGGGCGUGGACUUCACCGACACCUUCACCCCGGUGUUCUGCGAGGAGCCCACUGGCUUCGUCGACGCCGAGCACCCCGACUUUGGCGCCAACACUGCAUAUCUGCUACUCUACGUCGACGACAUCAUCCUCACGGUGUCCGUCCCCGAUCUCCUUCAGCGGCUGACUGCUCGUCUUCGUGACGAGUUCGUCCUCAAGGACUUGGGCCCUCUGCACUACUUCCUCGGCAUCGAGGUGGUCCGACGGACUGACAGCUUCUUUCUGCAUCAGCAAAAGUACGCCCACAAGCUCCUGAAGCGUGCCAGUAUGCUUAACUGCAAGCCGGCGCCCACCGCCGUCGACACGAAGGCGAAGGUCUCUGCUCUGGAGGGGUCUGUCGCGUUCGAUGCAGCGUUCUAUCGCUCCAUUGUUGGUGUCUUACAGUACCUGACGCUGACUCGACCCAACCUGCAGUACGCCGUUCAGCAGGUGUGCCUCCACAUACACGCUCUGCGUGACUCCCACUGGACCUUGGUGAAGCGUAUUCUCCAUUACGUAUGCGGCACUAUGUCUUUGGGACUCACUCUGAUGGCUUCCGCCUCCAGCGACCUCGUGGCCUACUCGGAUGCCGACUGGGCUGGCUGCCCCGACACUCGACGCUCCACGUCAGGCUACUGCGUCUACCUUGGGCCCGUGCCGAUCUCUUGGUCAUCGAAGCGGCAGCCCACGGUCUCCCGCUCCAGCGCAGAGGCAGAGUAUCGCGUCGUGGCUAAUGCCGUGGCCGAGUGCUCUUGGAUCCGUCAGCUGCUCCAGGAGUUGCUUUGUGAUGUUCACAAGGCCACUCUUGUCUACUGCGAUAACGUCAACACGGUCUACCUUUCCGCCAACCCGGUGCACCAUCGACGUACGAAGCAUAUUGAGCUCGAUAUUCACUUCGUGCACGAGCAGGUUGCCCUUGGCCGUGUCCGGGUUCUCCACGUGCCGACGUUGCAACAGUUUGCUGAUGUGAUGACUAAGGGAUUGCCUACUUCUGUCUUCGAGGAGUUUCGGUCCAGUCUCUAUGUCUCUAGCGACGCUUCGACUGCGGGGGUGUUGAGUAUGUAUUUUGUGUUGCAUGUAUAUUGA